AGGUGUUUGAAAGAUGGAAAACAGGAAGAGCAAGUGUGGUGCAGAGAAGGCAAGAAUUAAAAAGAGGAAAGCUCUGGAAACAGACGCAACCCAAUGUGCAGGAAUUGGAAACUUUUUCACUAAAGCUCGUGGUUUGAAACGAAAAAUGAGGCCGAGGAAACGGAUACGAACUUUUUGUUGAACUUUGCAAACCACCGUUCAACCCCUCAGAGUCAGAAGAAAGAUCCAGAACCAAGCAGCAGCCAAGAGCCACAAGUCCAGAGUGGGAGAUGUUCAGAGGGAGCUGAUGCCACAUCUGGUCCAGCCGAUAGAAGGUCUUGAAGUUCUCUGACUAAAGAUGGUCCUCUCACUGGAUUUAAGGUUCAGAUGCUCAGGAACAAACUCCACCAAUGAGCCAGCAGGGAAGCUUUAGGUUUAUUAAACAUUGGGGGUUUAUUAAACAUUAAUAUCCGGAUACCGCCGUAGCGAACGAAUAUUCAGAUAUUCAGAUAUUCGGGAUAUUUGAGUCCAGCCCUAUUGAAAAGUAUACUGUACUUUGACAUUUUCUGAACUACAUCCUAUACUAUGCUGGUAGAAUCAACCGAAGGUAGAAAACUGGUUAAAACAAGCUAACAGGCAGAAAAAUUGUUUGUGGAAGAGGUUCUGCUGCAAAUAAACCAACAGUUAUUAUCUUAGAAUUAAUCCAAACGAGGAGAGCAGAGUCUCAGCUGCUUCCUCCCAUAGACUGUAUAUCUUUAUAUACAGUCUGUGCCUCCUCCAUAGGACCUGUCAGUUAUUCCAGACUGGACUGUCAAUCAAGUAGCCCCGCCCCCUGGCUUCGCAAAACUUUAAUGCUCUAUAAAAAAUUCAAUAUUGAUUUAUUUUAAGAUCGGCCACCUGAUCUCUCAUUUUGACCAUGAAAACUAAAUAAAAAAAUAUAUACAGUCUAUGCACCAUACUCUGUUUGGCUCCACAUUUGCUGAUGAUCACUUCUGGUCUCAGAAAAUGAAAAAACGGACCGUUUUCCGUUUCUGUCUCUUACUGAUUUUAUUUUCUUGUUGUUGUAAAUAUAAAAUGUAAAUCAAAGCAUUUUUUAAUAUUUCAUUAGCAAGUUCUGUUAUUCUGUGAAUAACAAACUUGCAGACAACAGUGCAAUAAUUAUUCUUUAUUCAUGAGGAUUAGAUAUCUGUGAACACUAAUUUUCUUGAUAUUUGAUGCAAAAAAGGACAUUGUGAUGUUAUAAAGAAUAGUGUUGGAGAUUAGCCCUUUAACUGAUGUUCUCAUAUUUGUGAAAAUUAAGUUGUGAUGGAACUGUUUCCUUGCAGAGGAAAAAGAGAUGACAGUGUUAUUAGAAAGUGCAACACAUUUUUUAAAUAUUUGUAUUUCUUCUUUUAUUUCAUUUUUAAGGUUUGCAUAUACUUGAACACUUAUUUCUUCAGAAUAUAGGUUCUGAUAUUGUUGUAAAGAAUAAUGUUGGAGAAUGUUCACUCAUGUUGGAAUAAAUCCUCAUUGUGAAGCAACUCUUACUUGCACUGAAUUGGAAAUAUUUUAGAAAAACACACUGAAUUACAAGACAAGGCUAGAAUUAAAUGAUUUUAAUAGUAAUGGGUCAUGAUCAAGUGUGGGCUGAUCUGAGGCAUGAAAGUCCAGAGCUGAAAAUGAGUCCCACUCCGGCCCUGCUACCUCAUCAAUAAUUCAAUGCACUGUAAUGAAAUCCAGGUGAGCCCAUGACUGUUAGACUUACGCACAGGAUGGCAACUGUGAACACGAAUGCACCUGUAAGUAUAACUAUAUAUAUAUUCCUCACUAUUUACACAUUUUACACUACUGACAGUGUAUGAUAACAGAAUAUAGUAGUUUAAAUCUGCGGCAGUCUCUGAUCUCUCUGUUUCAUCAGAUAUGUGAGGAAGCUGUAAAAGUAGGAAUUGUGCUCACUACAAUCCCAGAGGGUAAAGACUGUGUAGUCGAUGCUGAGGAUGGACGUGGCGUUGACUACAAAUCGGCAAAGGAUGAGGAGAAAAAGUCCUUCUCAUUUGAUGGAGUCGUGACUGCCGACAGCAUAGAGCAUUUCCACACUGAGCUCCUGCAGCCGCUAACUGAGUCCAUAUCCAGUGGGUAUAAUGGAGCAGUGCUGAUAUGUGGAGCCUCCACAGAAACAAUUCAAGCUCUGACUGACCACAGUAUCAUCAAACAGGUCUUGGCAAAUCUGUUUAGUUGUAUAACAUCACAAGUGAAAGAGGAGUUUUUCAUCUCUGUGUCAUGUCUUCAGUUUUAUCCAGAUGGCAGUGCAGUCGAUCUCCUGAGCCUCAACAAACAGACUCUACAGCUUGUAACACAUCCAGAUCUCGGAAGCCUUGUAGGAGGUUUAUGUGAAAUGUGUGUGUGUUCUGUGGAAGAAGCCUUCAGUUUGUAUGAAACAUGCAGAGAGACUCUGAAGACCAACGCAGGUUCUAUUUUCAGCAGAUGCAGUUCCCUGUUCUCAGUGAAUGUUGAGCAGAAACUCCAUCCAGAGGAGAGGGAGUCAGAUGUCUGCCGCAGCAGAUUGCAGCUGUUCAGCCUGGCAGGAGGAGCCAGCAGGACUGACCUCAGAGGAGUCAACCCACUGGUGAAGGUUUUGGACCAAAUCCCAAAUUCUUCUCCCACAAUCGAAGCCAACCUCCUCCCUUCACUCCUUAAUGACGCCUUAACAGGAAACAGCAGGACAGUCCUCAUCUACUGCAUCAACCCUGAAGGUCUGAUAGAUGAUGAAACACCUUCUGCUUUAGAUUUGGCCCAGAGAGUAAGAAGCUUGGUAACUAAGGCCACUGUCGGCUGCUGGAGUCCAAAAGUGACUGAGCAAAAGAUUCGAGACAGCAUUGUGAACCUAAGAAGUGUGAUAAUGUCACAGGGUGAAAGUGAACUCCAUGACAUUUACAGGCUGGCUGAGCUUACUCAGAACCUGCAGGUUGUGAAAAAUCAAUCAUGGGAUAAGAGGAGGGAGGAAUCAGAGAAGAUAAAAGCCAAAACAAAGAGAUGUAAAUCAUCAAACAGCAAUCAGCAGUUUUCUCGAGAUCAUCACUCUGAUCACAGAGAAACCACAGAAACUAUGAAAUAUCUACAGGAUCAGCUCAGACAAGAGAUGGAAGAGCAUAUCAGAGAAGGUAAAGGGAAUGUAGAAAAAGUCCAGGAGAGGGUUGCAAGAAUCCAGCAUCUGAAGGAGGCUCUCAGAGAGGAGACAUUGAAGAGUGGCGCCGCUGCAGGGAAAUCUCAGCUCUGUCAGCAAUCUCAGUUGGAAUACAACAAAGCACAGGAGCAGAGGAGGCAACUUAAGGAGGAUCAUGGGAGAUUAAUUCAGGAGGAGGUGGAGAAGAUGGAGAGAGACCUGGCACAGGAACAGCUACCGACAGAGGGUCCCCAGAGAGAGCUGCUGGUGCUGACCAGAGAGAGGCAGGUCCUGGUGCUGCAGAUAGAGGCUCUACGAUCUGAGGCCCAGCAGGCUGAGAGAGACCUACAGGAUCAGUAUCACCGACACCAAGCGGAGCUGCACUGUCUGAGGGAGGAGAGCCUGCAGGUGUUCAGAGUGUUUCGUCAGGUCAGCGAGGAGCAGAGGAAGAUUUCAGAGGGCAGAUACAGAAGUGUGCUGCUGGAAGCCGUGCAGGAUGCCAUCUACCUGUCCGCCCAGAACCAGCAGCUGCAGGCCGACAACAAACAACUCCGCAAAGCGCUGGGAGAGUUAAAGGAUACUUUAGCUGUGCGAGGUGACGCCAUGGCUGAGCUGACAUCUCACCAACAAUAAAUGUAUGAUCAAAAAAUUAAGUUAAUUAAUCACUACUUUGUAAAUUACAUGAAAUAAAUGUUAAAUACACGUG
Molecule: messenger RNA, 3827 nt
Organism: Acanthochromis polyacanthus (spiny chromis)
Lineage: Eukaryota; Metazoa; Chordata; Actinopteri; Pomacentridae
Product: kinesin-like protein KIF17
Exons: 19
Coding region: 1817-3754 (645 amino acids)
Biological process (GO): microtubule-based movement
Molecular function (GO): microtubule motor activity; microtubule binding; ATP binding
Source: RefSeq, a predicted model, not a curated record